This is a messenger RNA of Spizellomyces punctatus DAOM BR117, 1314 nucleotides long. RefSeq lists its product as uncharacterized. NCBI's taxonomy places the organism in Eukaryota, Fungi, Chytridiomycota, Chytridiomycetes, Spizellomycetales, Spizellomycetaceae. Gene Ontology annotation, molecular function: purine nucleosidase activity. Gene Ontology annotation, biological process: purine nucleoside catabolic process. The coding region runs from base 45 to 1214 and encodes 389 amino acids. The transcript has 5 exons. The record is from RefSeq and is a predicted model, not a curated record. Gene Ontology annotation, cellular component: cytosol.
GAGUUUUCCCAGCCCUGUUUUCAGUGUCAUCACAACUAACAGUCAUGUCGGGAGGAAAACAUUCGGUUAUCAUUGAUACUGAUCCGGGAGUGGACGAUGCCAUUGCUCUUCUCUUUGCGUUCCUCAGUCCCAACAUUGAUAUCCGGGCAAUUACUCUCACGCAAGGCAACACAACCAUUGAGAACGCUUUCCGAAACAUCAAGCAAAUCCUCGCGGUUCAAGCCGCCCAUGAACGAUACCUCGCGUCGACUGCUCCAACUGACAUAAAAGUUGCACCGCCAGCGGCUCUGGUUAGCCGUGAAAGUCCCGUUGUGAUUGCAUUGGGUCAGGGUAUCCCGUUGGAAGGAGAAGCAGAAUAUGCACAUCAUUUUCAUGGGGAGGAUGGGUUGGGUAAUUAUUUUACGAUGAACCCGCCAAAUGGAAGCGGUGAUGGUCAAACAGAGGCUGUAUCAAAAGCCGCGGCUGCAGCAGGGGCGAAGACGCCAGAUGCAGGUGCCGAGGGUUUAUACACUGUAAGUGAACGGAGUGCUGAAGAUGAGAUCAUCCAUCAGCUUCAAUCGCAUCCCGACAAAACUAUCACUAUUUUGGCCCUUGGUCCACUGUCAAAUGUUGCCAGAGCUAUGCAGAAAGCCCCCGAAACGAUGAAGAAGGUCAAGCACAUCAUUUCCAUGGGAGGUGCCAUUAACCACCCCGGCAAUAUUACUCCAGUUUCUGAGUUCAACUGGUUUGCUGAUGGUUUGGCCGCGCACCUUGUCAUCGCUUCCUCUUUACCCGUUCGCGUCCUACCAUUGGAUGUCACAAUGGUUUCUGCUGUUGUUGAAAGUCGAUACCUCUACGAACAUGUUGCGGCUUUGAGUACCCCGUUGAGUAACUUCGUGACGCAAAUCAUUCAGCAUAUUCUCCAGCUGACUGAGAGGUCAUGGGGAUAUCGAUGGUUGACCAUGCACGAUCCAUUGACGAUUGGUUGUCUGGUGGAUAACUCUCUUGUGGAGUUUGAACCUCUUCACUUUGAGGUGGAACCAAGUGGGAAGCUCACACGAGGAAUGUGUAUUAUCGACCGCCGACCACCGAAACUCAACGAACCCGCUCCCGCAGCUACAAAACGGAAAAACGUAGAAGUAGCUGUACGUGGCGAUACUCACAAGUUUUUAAAGCUGUUCUAUUACACCUUAUUCGGUCUUGACUGGGAUACGCUGAAAAAAACUACCAGUUGAUAAUAGAGCCAAAAUAGACGGAACCGUUAGAGACAAAUAGGGCACACCAGUUAGAUUGCCUAUGUACUAAAUGCGUCUAGAGAUCCAUUCUGCCACGUCA